AUGGAUUCAAUAACCGCAUCAGAAAAUCACAAUAGAGAUGAAGUCGCUAACUCAAAAUGUGCUAAGUACUACUUAAAUCGUGCGAGAACGAACCUUAAAAUGAAUCAGUACAUGUUUGCCUACGAAGAUGCAGAAGAAGCUCUCACGCUUGACCCU
This is a messenger RNA of Acaulospora colombiana, 156 nucleotides long. The record is from the annotation of a GenBank genome assembly. NCBI's taxonomy places the organism in Eukaryota, Fungi, Glomeromycota, Glomeromycetes, Diversisporales, Acaulosporaceae.